CUCUAUAACCAAAGACGUUAAUUUGCAGAGGUCUGAUCUGCGUCGUGUUAUCUUUUAUUUCUCCCACAGUUUUGCCAUUGCAGUUUAAUUAAAACUUAGCAACAAUGAGUGACGAUGAGAAAGAUUUCGCCAAGCGGGUAUGUAGUGUCUGUGCUGUCUUGCUUUCAACGCGUCCUCACAUAUUUCUUCUAGAAACGGCCUCCAUGUUGUAUGCUUGCAAGCAGGGAAUGAGAGAGACUUCAUUCAUUCUUUAUUUGACGAUUAAUGCAUACAUGUAACGAUGAGAUGUUGAAUUUAUUUUAUGGAUGCAAGUAACAUAGUUUUGUGUCGAAAUCCAAUAUACAAGUUAGAUAGCUUCAGUCUUAGCACACAGACAACGUGCUCUCCUAUAAUAAAGAUCUUCACCUUUAUUUGCCUAGUUUGUGCUUUUUAUUAGGAAGCAGUAAUGCAAUGUUUUACAGAUGUUUUUAAGUGUUAUGUUUGCCUUGCACGUUUAAUUUAACCGAUAGAAUUUAAACAAGUAAUAAUAUCUGCUAAUACAUAAGGUAAGGUCAUCCUGAGCCUUAAUGCUAAUUAUGUAUGCAAAUAUGCAAAUUAGGUAAACAAAUUAGGUGCACUUUUAGUUAACAGUGAGCAUAAUAUUUAUUAGGCAUAUCAGGAUAAUCAUUUCUCAUUCGAUUUUUAAAAUUGUAAAUAUGUAAGGCCUAUAUUUUUAGAAUGUAUUUCUGUUGUAAUUUUAUUAUCAUGGCAUUGAACUAUUGCUCAGGCAUGCAUGCAGAAGGCUCAGGAUGCAUGUAAAAUUUCUUUAAAGCUUGCAUUACAUUUGAUGAUUCAUCAAUAAUGUUGUUCCCACACUAAUCAAAUAAUAGGAUUCUUGGUUGUGAUGUCCAGUGUUUACACAUUCUUCACCCUUUUCUUUUUUUCGUUAAGGUUAAGGUUGGAAGAAGAGAAAUCUGGACGAAGUCAAAUGUCAAGUUAUUAAUGAGAAUAAUUUGAAGCUGUAUUUUCAGUGCAUGCUAAUAUUGCGAAGCAAAAGAAGUUCCCAUAUAGCAGUUAUGGGCUAGAGAAGUUUGGGGAAGAGGAAUGAAGUCAGAAAUGAAAUUGAAACUGAAGAAAGAAGAAAAGAUGUGUUAUGAAGUUAAGAUCAGAAGUUAUCUGGAAUAAGAUCACAGCGCUAAGUAACUAUUAGUAUGUUUGUCCCAUGCGUGCAUGCACAAAUCUUCUGUUGUUCAUUUGUAUUGCAAUAGUUACUUUUGUCCUGUAGCAUGAGACCCAGUGAUUUAUACCUAGCUAUUUGAUGAUUUAAUAUGAUGCAUUUUUAAUUGUAAGUCCUUCAAAGUAGGCCUAAUUGCUUUUGCACUUGAAAAAGGCUAUCAUCACUGGAUAAUCCUUUAUUAUCCUAGUUGUAGUUUGGUUUCAAAAUGAUAUACAAUUAUUAUAUAACACAUAGCCAACACAACACUGUUCCUUGUCUCUAACUUGAUUCGGAUGUGGUUGGUUUAGGAGUCCCGUUCGGCCUCUAGGAGUGCAAGUCCUAGAGGAUCUGGUAAGUCAGCCAGUCGUUCCCCGGAUCGUUCACCUGCUCCGUCAAAAGAGGGUUCCCACCAUACUCGCUCCAAGUCCCGUUCUCGCUCCAGGUCCAAGACGAGAGAGCCUACUCUGCUCUGAUUGGUCAGAUGUCCCAGUCUGUUGUGAUUGGUCUACUGCUUACAGCGCGUGUCUGAAAGGAAACGGCCACUACCAUAUCCGAGUUUCAGCUCCAUCUGAAAAAUGUCUGUUUUACCUUACCAAUUUGAGCCCGAGUCCGAUACUGAUACAUCGGAAGAUCAACCCGAACCACCAUCGCAAGCACGACAAGAACAGGAUGUUUCUCAGUGGUAAGUGUAUAUGUAGUUUGACAAUAACGUGAGUUAGCCGGUUAGCAGAGGCUAACAGCUUGACUGGCUGUACAUGUAAACAGACCAGAGGCGGGUGUUUUGUUACCAAAUUACGUAGGUUAGUACAGGAAGUAAGUCUGGAAUUACUAACGACUCGUUUCAGGUGUUCAGAAUCGAAUAAAGAAUUAAAGAAUUUUUUACAUUAACAAACAGCUAUAUAACACACUACAUGAAAGGUAAUAUUUGAAAAACCAAAAUAGGUGCUCUUUAAAGUGAGUCUGUGGUAAACAUUACUUGUCGAUACAUGGUGUUUUGUUCUACAACAUAAAUUACACACUUUCAUACCUCAAACGUGAAUUUUGAAGCCGCCUUGUGUGUUUUUUUUUUGUUUUUUUUUAAAGUAUGUAAUUCAGUUGGCUUCGAAAUUCACAUUUGAGGGAUGAAAGUGUGUAAUUUAUGUUGUAGAACAAAACAGGUUUCAAAAUUAUAUACAAAAAUCUCUUAAGGGUUUUUGGACUACAAGCUGAACAGCUCCAUAAUGGACUGGUGUGCAACAGUCUCAUUUAAAUGGUCCAUCAUAUCGAGACAGAUGCACAAGAGGUCAUGAUGUUAAAGUGCUUGAGUGUUUAGUUUUCUCUCUCUCUUUUCAACAGCUUCCUGUAACUGUUAACUGUCUUGUUUAAUGAUAAAAAUGUAAAUAUCAAUAAAACUUAUAUCUGCAAAUUUGCAGAUAUGUCGUUUAAAUAGUUCUAUUUCCCAAACCUCACAAAACUUGCUCAAAUCUGUUUUCUUUCUGUGGAGCACUUGUGUAUCUUUCUCUUAAGCAUGUUUUAUAAUAGCCUAGAUAAAAAUUGUGACGCUGACUCAUGAGUGUUGCAUUACUGUCAGUCACUGACACUUAAACCAGGCUGGAUCCGCACAAGAGUGAUAGAGCAAUUUGCACUACUGUGUGCACUGUUGUUAGCCUAUUUCCUCCUUUCUAAUAUAUGGCAAUUUCUUUGUGCAAACAACUCCUAAAAUGGGAAUACUAAACAGAAACCAGGAGAAGCUCUUUUUUUUUUUUUUUAAAGAUUUUUUAUUACUAUUAUUGUUUUUUUGUGAAAGUUGGAGUAAAUGUAUUGCUGAAUAUAAGUGAAAAACAUUUUUUAGACAAUUUAUUUGUCAUUUUUUAUUAUAUUAAGUUGUGAUAUAUCAGCAUUAAAUUGGCCUAUCGGUUACUCUGCUCAUUGGCCAUUUAAAAAAAAAAAAAAAAAAACAACGGUCGAACUCUAGUAUUGUUGUCUAUCAGCAGGAGUAAAAUAGCCCUAAUCCUUCAAUGUGAAUAAGAUGAAGAAUUUAUUGGUUCAUUCACAAACCAGCGCAUUUGUUAAUAGCUUUGUUUGCUAAAGUUUCUUGAGAUAGGAAAGCAGUUGUGUUGCUUUUGAUUAUAUGAAGUCCAAAAUUGCAUUUAAUUCGAAAAGGUUUAAAUGGAUGCCCUCUGGCUCCUUUACAACUGGAAUUCACAGUACAUUGACUGGGCCGAAUGAAAGUCACACCUGUUGCUUUAUGGUUGAAAGUAGAAACAAUGUUUAGGGCUAAAUUAAAAAAACAAAAACAAAUGUCCCCCACCCAGGACUGCAAUUUUAAGCACUCUGCAGUUGAUCAUUUGGCAUAUGUUGGUAGCAACUCUAUACAUCAUGACAUUGAAGCUUGAGAUUCUUGUCUGUCUAAUGUGGCAUGAAGAGUUCAAGACAGGUUUUAGCAGUACGCCAAAAUGGAAUCUGUAGACUGAUAUUUUCUGUGCCGAUUUUCUGGGAAACUCUGUGGAAUGUUUUUAAAGGUAAAUGGUAAAAUGUUUUAAACUGAUUGAGAGUACUACAUCCUUAUGGGUAACCAAAAAGCAUUAUCAAAUUUACCAAAAUAUUUAAUAAAUGGUGUCUAUAUCUUACUGAAUUAUGGGUGUUCCAAUUCUGUGGGCAUACGUUCCGUGUGUGCCUGCUUUUCAGUUGGUAGUAGGGAUGCACCGAUGUAUCAGUCACUGAUAUCUAUCGGCCAAUUCCGUUUAUAAGCAUGAAAACGCCAAUAUGAAAAACCGAUGGUUUAUUUAUAAUUAAUACACUUUGUAACAACUCUGAAUUCAAAUGCACAAUACAGAAAUAAUUAUAUCCACUUAAUGUAGAAGGGUUGGCACUCCUAAGAACAUGUAAUGUUUAAUCCUUAAUCAUUCACGUACUCACAUUAAUGAGGAAAAUCUGUCGUUACAGACGUGAUAGUUCUAAAAGCAGUACUUGCCUAUACAUGAAGUAAAACCAUCCAAACAAUUUGAAACAAGCAAACUUUGACUUCGACAUUGGUAUGAUAUCCAUUAGAGCUGCAUGAUUGAGUUAAGAUUGAAAUCGCAGUAUGGUAUUGCACGAUUACUAAACCUUGAAAGCUUAAAAAUAGAUUGCAUUGAGCAAUUCAUUCAGCAAUGUGUAACAAGCGGCGCCCUCUAGCGACGUGUUUGGCAUUAUCUGUUAUACCACAAUAGAACUUUACAAGGGCGUUUAUUUUUAUUUUUCCAUGAUGUGGUUGAUAUUUCUGUGGAGUUGCCCAAUGUGUAUAAUAUGAAUUUGUGCUGUUCUGUAAUGUACAGUACAGACAUGUAAAAUGUGAGUUCUGAGUUCUGUUUUGAACUUCAAAAACUGAACUGCAAAAAUGUUUUAGAAGUACAAAAUAAUUUUUCACAUCAAUCAUUAUGCUUUUAUAUUUAGUUAAUUAAAAAAAAGUUUAUUUAUCUUUCAUUGUGGCUCUUUAAAUGUGUUUGGCCUGUCGUGUUCAACAGAUCCAAUCCAUGUUAAAUAGAAAUUAUUUAUUUUUAGAACAAUAAGUUUUUGUACAUCUUUGUUCAUUUUUAUAACAGAAUUUCUGAGCUAAACAGUGAUCUGAUGACAAAAUAAGGUAAGUGGCAAAAUAUCUGUAUCGUCCAGUAGUUUUUUGAUAAAAUCGGUAACGGCCAAAUAUUUUCAUAUCGGUGCAUCCCUAGUUCGCAGCUUGAUGGACUGUAUGUUUGUAUUAUUACUGUUGAACCUCCUCGUUCUUGUUUUUCACUUUGAUCCAUCUUUAAGCAGAUCUCGUUCCCAUCGGAGUUCCCGCAGACACUACAGUCGUUCCCGCUCGCGCUCCCAUUCCCGCCGGAGACGUUCACACAGUCGCUCCCACAGCAGUGAAUACCGUCGCCACCGCAGUCCCAGUCACUCUCCUAUGUCGAACCGCAGACGUCAUGUUGGUGACCGGGCAAACCCAGACCCAAACUGCUGCCUGGGAGUGUUUGGCCUGAGCCUUUACACCACAGAGAGGGACCUGAGAGAGGUUUUCUCCAAGUAUGGCCCUCUGAGUGAUGUCUCCAUUGUGUACGACCAGCAGUCUCGGCGUUCCAGGGGGUUUGCCUUUGUCUACUUUGAAAACAGAGAAGAUUCGAAGGAGGCUAAAGAGCGUGCAAAUGGUAUGGAGCUAGAUGGCCGCAGAAUCAGAGUGGACUACUCUAUUACAAAGAGACCACAUACUCCUACUCCUGGAAUUUAUAUGGGCCGACCAACAUAUGGUGGAGGCCCAAGUGUAAGCAGCAGACGCCGUGAUUACGGUGAACGUGGUUAUGACCGGGGGGGAUAUGAUCGCUAUGAAGACCGUGACUACUACAACAGGUCAUACAAAAGAAGGUCCCCCUCUCCCUACUAUGGCCGAGGUCCGUACAGGUCAAGAUCACGCUCUCGCUCCUACUCCCCACGUCACUACUGAAAAGUUUGAGUCCUCUCACCCUUCCUGGAUAUGAUGAUGAAAGUGACAACAUAGAUUUUUAGUUCUAGUGGCAUGAGUUUGAAUCUACUUCCAACUCUGUCCCUUCUUUUGUCUUGCGUAAAGGUUUCAUGUGUCCUUGAUCAGUCUGAAUAUUUCAGUAGUUGGCAAAAUAUUUUUGCUCUGUUUGUUUUGUUGUUGUGUUUUUUUUGUUUUUCAUUUUUGAUGUGAUGCUGAAGUUCUUGCGUUUAUUUUUUAUGAUAGCUUAUGGCUCGUUACACCUCAUUAUGUUUUUACGCAUUUUAAGCUUAGCAGUGGUCUUGCAAUAAACUGCUUUAUACCUCCAA
Myxocyprinus asiaticus (Chinese sucker) is the source of this 5977-nucleotide messenger RNA. RefSeq names its product transformer-2 protein homolog beta-like. Gene Ontology annotation, cellular component: spliceosomal complex. The transcript has 7 exons. Gene Ontology annotation, molecular function: RNA binding. Gene Ontology annotation, biological process: positive regulation of mRNA splicing, via spliceosome. Lineage: Eukaryota; Metazoa; Chordata; Actinopteri; Cypriniformes; Catostomidae. Bases 4893 to 5633 code for a protein of 246 amino acids. The record is from RefSeq and is a predicted model, not a curated record.